This is a messenger RNA of Apodemus sylvaticus (European woodmouse), 684 nucleotides long. RefSeq names its product alpha-1B-glycoprotein-like. Gene Ontology annotation, cellular component: plasma membrane. The record is from RefSeq and is a predicted model, not a curated record. The coding region runs from base 1 to 684 and encodes 227 amino acids. The transcript is spliced from 3 exons. Lineage: Eukaryota; Metazoa; Chordata; Mammalia; Rodentia; Muridae.
AUGUCUCUGCUGGCAACUGUACUGCUGCUCUGGGCCACACCACCACCACCAGUGCUGACUUGCUCAGAAAGUUCCACAGUGGAGCCACCCCAGACGGCCCGAUGGAUCCUUCUCUGUGUGGCACCUCUGAAUGAUGUUGAAUUUCAACUGAGGCAGGGGAAGCGUGAGAUGAAAGUCCCCAUGGUCAGCACCAGCCCAGAGCAAGUCAGCUUCUCUCUGAAACUGUCUGACAUGGGUGACCAGAGCCCUUUCACCUGCAGCUACCGUCUAAGCAGAAAGGCGGUUUGGUCCGAAGACAGUGAGCCCUUGGAGCUGAUGUGGAGCGAUGAAACACUACCAGCACCAGUGUUCACCGCAGAGCCAUCAGCGCAUCAGAGCUUUGAGUCUGGUUCGACAGUGCAGCUUCGAUGUACCGCACCCAGUGCUGGCCUACGCUCUGAGGCUGGCCUACGCUUUGGCCUGCAUCUCCAAGACCUGGAUGAGUGCAUUCUGCUCCAGACACUGAAGUCUUCUGGUAAUGAAGCGCUCUUCCAGCUGCAAAACCUCUCAAUCACAGACUCGGCCAGCUACAGCUGCAUCUACACUGAACUGGCCCCACCCUUCUCAGGAUCUGCACCCAGCGAUCCCGUGACUUUGCUGGUGAAUGGUGAGCUCUGGAUAGAAGCCCAGUGGGGUGCUAGAUAA